Messenger RNA from Saprolegnia diclina VS20, 1222 nucleotides. RefSeq lists its product as hypothetical. The transcript is spliced from 6 exons. The record is from RefSeq and is a predicted model, not a curated record. Bases 41 to 958 code for a protein of 305 amino acids. Lineage: Eukaryota; Oomycota; Saprolegniomycetes; Saprolegniales; Saprolegniaceae.
UCUGCGCAGGCCGCAAGCCGAAGAUCGCGACCGCCGAAGCAUGAUGGGGGACCCGUUCGACGAUGCAUGGACGACCUCGAGCCACGACUACGCGCUCUGGGGCGACCUCGGGGACGUGGGCUUCAGCGGACGCAUGAGCGGCUCGAUCGGGACGCCCCCGACCGAGGUCCUGGACGAAGCACCGGCGUACGAGCGCGAGCUCCGGGAGCACUACUUGGGCAACGCUUCGCUCGAGACGGAACAGGCGCAGUCGGUGAAGGCGACGAUCCAGUUCCUCUUGGGAGGAAGCGCGUCGCCGGUGGGAUCGCCGUCGCCACGAUCUUCCCGCUCGAGCCCAGUCCAGCCAAAGGAAGAAGAGAACGUUAAGGCGCUGGAGGAAGAGAAGUCGUUUUUGGCGGCCGUCGAAACCUUGCGCUUCACAAGGGUGCGGCUGGAGCGGAAGGCCAAGCUCCGCGCCGCUGUACCCCAAGAAAGCCCCGACGACGAUGAGCUUUCGCCGACACCACCGCGCAAGCCACCGGCGCGAAAGACGACGGCGCGACCGGGCUUGCGUGAAGCUCCGGCUCCAUCCACGCGCUACAAGACGCGCGAGCGCUGCACGCGACGGUCUCUCAUCGAAAGCUUCGAAACGGACGAAGCCUAUGAGCCGCCCAUCAAGCACCCACUGCCAGACGUGAUGCGUACGGUGAAGAAAGCGCGCUUUUCAAAGUCUCGCGGCUACACGGUCAAGCCGUGCGAGUAUCCUGGCUGCGACAAGUGGUCUCGAACCCGCGGUCUUUGCAAGCGCCAUGGCGGCGGAAAGCGCUGCCAAGUCAAGGAUUGCCCGAAGAGUGACCAAGGAGGAGGUUAUUGCAUCAAGCAUGGCGGAGGGCGACGCUGCUCUGUGUACAAGUGCAAGAACUCGGCGCAGGUGAAAGGCUUGUGCAAGAGUCACGGGGGCGUCCGACGCCAAUAUUGAAGCUCCUUGCGUGCGCCUGGUCCGAAUGACGAUGCUUGGUUUGCAUUGUUUUACGUUGUCCAAGCUACUUUAAUUGUUUUCAUUGGCGAUCGUGACACGCAUACGCCGCCAUUUGCAGCUUCCUCGGCCCACCAAACAAGCGUACGUCAGUGAUGGAUCGUACGAGCGACCCGCUCCUCCUCGCCGACGCCCGGGCAAGACGUCAUCCGAACCACAGACUUUCCUGAAGUUACGCAACAAAACACUGCACACUGCGCUGGACGC